AUGCCAGUUUCAAGGCAAUCACGCGUAAAGACAACCCGUAAAAAUCACCGACCUUCCAAACGACACCAUCGAAACUCACACAAGUCUUCUCAACGACAAAAUGCCACGCGAGAAACAAAUUUUACCCACAGCCGGGACUCCAACCUCGCGGUGCAACCCUCAAACGCUCCAGUCAACGCGUCAGUUAAUGAAUUGAUAGAUAGUGAGCCAGCUUUAACUUCAUCACCAAACUUCUUGGACGAUUUUUUGCACUGGGACGAGGCUGAUAAAAUGCCAGUCACCGCCUCUGUUGUUAGGGAUCCUAAUGCUAAUGCCAAUAGCUUGCUACUUGUGCAUACUCAACCCGUACGUUCGAUAUCUGCCAUAUUGCUGCAAGAUACAUUGGACGAGCUAGAGUCCCGAUCCUUGUCCCCAAAUUUCUCAGCCUUUUCAGAUCGACUUCUGGAUUCACUGCCCGAACAAGUGGCCACAGAUUCUUAUGAUGCAAUGAAAGUGCCACGAAAUCCACCGGUUACGCUUCGUAAACUUGCGGAGGCAGCCAUGCAAAUGGAACCGGAAACUAAGGCUUUGCAAACUAUUGUAGAGCCUCGAUCUUUGUCUCCGGAGGGCUCUUUUGUUCAAUACCUGUCACACAAGCUUUCGCGGUACUGUGGAUACGUGCCCAGCGACUCACGGCACUGUGACAAGAUCCGUCUACAAGAAAUUACAUAUAGACUCAGCAAAACGGCUUUUGAGCGCUGA
Messenger RNA from Lachancea lanzarotensis, 741 nucleotides. RefSeq names its product LALA0S09e01486g1_1. The record is from RefSeq and is a predicted model, not a curated record. The coding region runs from base 1 to 741 and encodes 246 amino acids. Lineage: Eukaryota; Fungi; Ascomycota; Saccharomycetes; Saccharomycetales; Saccharomycetaceae. The transcript has a single exon.